AUGGCUACAUAUGCAUAUAAAGCCAACCCUAAUGGGCACUGCCGUCUGUGUACGGACAAAGACAAGAAAGAGGACAUGGUCGCAUGCGAUGAAUGCGAUCGGUGGUUCCACAUUUCAUGUGUGGGACUCACAUACCUACCCAAGAAAGAUGAAAGGUGGGUAUGCCCUAAGUGCAUGAGCACAGAAAGGGAAAUGAUGGAACUGAAAGUCAAAGUCAGACAAUCAGUUUCCGGAGACAGCUUGCAAGAAAUUUUGCAAGAGAACAGAGCAGCAAUGGAGGCUCUGGUAAAGUCCAUGAGGACAAUGAGAUUCGAAGCUGAACCAGGUACAAGUUCAGCACACAAUAAUGACAGCAUCGAAGGUCAAAAUCAGGAGGCAGAGCCAGAAUGGACUGUCUACCUAAAGCGACAAGCACUCAUGAGCUUGCCAAAAUAUGGAGGUGCGGCCAGAGAAUGGCCGAAAUUUAAAAAGGCCUUUGAUGAGACCACAAAACAAGGUCAAUUUAACAGGCUUGAAAAUUUGAAUCGCCUGCAAACAGUGCUGUACGGGAACGCAGAGAGGAGCGUCCGACAGUUAAUGAUGGAUCCAAAUAAUAUGGACCAAAUAAUUGAUAGACUAGAAGAUAAUUUCGGAAGACCCGAACUAGUCUAUAAAGAACUACUAGCCGAACUCACCAAUAUCAAAAGGGAGAGUCGGAAUUUGAUUACCGAGAUAUCCGAAGCACUGGAUAAUCUCGUCUGUAAUGUUUCUCUUAUGGAUAGAGAAGAAUUCCUGAUUGACCACCGAUUGGUGGAAGAGAUCAUAAGGAAAAUGCCCUACGGUCUACAGGUGAAGUGGACUGAAGAAAUGUACGACGGGGCAAAGACUUUAGCUGAUCUCAAUGAGUGGCUGAAGCCUCAUUCGAGAACCAAUAGACUGCUGAAUGGCACCAGCAGGCCGCAGCCGCGAGAAACAAGCAGACCGCAGCCGCGAGAAAUUAACAGAUCGCAGCCGCGAGACACGAGGCCUGAGCGUCGAUUUAACGUAAAUACGCAUCAGGAAAAUAGAUCGACAAUAAUAAAACGCAAUUGUGAAGCAUGUCGGGGAAACCACAAACUCCUCGAAUGCACCAGAUUUAAGGCUAUGAAGCCUGAAAAGCGAAAUGAAUUAGCCUUUAAGGCAAAGGUAUGCUUGAGCUGUCUCGCAUUUACAAACCAUAUGAUGCGAGACUGCAAAAGAGCAAAACAAUGUGGAAUUAAUGGAUGUAAGUUCAAACAUCAUCCAUUAAUUCAUAAAUCUCAUGAGAGAGAAUCAAGUGAUUCAAAUCAGUCGGAAGGACAGCAUAGUCCAGAUACACAAGCAGAUGGUGAGAUACACAAUCACCAACAACUAACAAAAUCCAACGUAUUCUACCAAAUAGUUCCUGUGACGUUGAAAAAUAAUGACAAAAUCAUCAACACGUUCGCUUUCUUGGAUGCGGGGUCAUCACUCUCUCUAAUAGACGAGGAGAUUGCGAACAAGUUAGGGCUCAACGGAAGAAUUGAUCCGUUAAUGCUAAAGUGGACGCAGAACGUCACGAGAAACGAACAAAACAGCCGUAGAGUUCAGGUACGAAUCAACGGCAACAAUGAAAAAGAAUACGUCAUGAAAGGAGUGAGAACGAUAAAGAAUCUCCAACUCCCAGAGCAAAGCUUCAACAAGGAGGUGAUGGAGAAAAGGUAUCCAUACCUCAAGAAUCUGCCGUUGAGCAGUUACAGCAGUAUACGCCCGACGAUAUUAAUUGGACUGAGUCACAGUCACUUGUUAAUUCCAUUCGAAAGGCGAAUGAGAAAACCGAACGAGCCCACAGCGCUACGAACCAAACUUGGAUGGUUCAUGUUCGGCAACAUAUCGUCCAAUGUGCAAGGCGGACACAUCAUGGUCAUUCAGCAAGAAGAUGAAAUGAACAAGGCUUUGCAGAAAUAUUUCUCCACCGAAGACUUCGGCGUUAAGGUAGUCAAGAAUCUACCAAAAUCAGCUGAAGAAGAAAAGGCUGAACAAAUUCUAAGAAGUACUAUGAAAUACAAGGAUGGUAGAUACGAAGUUGGACUUCUAUGGAAAGAUGAGGAAACGAAAUUUCCAAAUAGCUACAACAAUGCAGCAAAGAGGCUGACAACGAGUGAGAGAACGUUAAAAAAAGACCCAGAGUUGAAAAAAUGGGCAAUAGAAACAUUUGCGGAUUACGAGAAGAAAGGCUACAUCCGCAAACUGUCAGAGGAAGAAAUUAUGAAGCCGAUAUCAAGAGUGUAUUAUCUUCCACACUUUAUUGUGCACAACAAAAAUAAGUUGCCACCUAAACCAAGGUUGGUUUUCGAUGCGGCGGCAAAGACACAAGGUGUAUCGUUCAACACGGAACUGUUAUCAGGGCCGGAUGCUACUACGUCAUUGUUCGGUGUUUUAGUAAGAUUCCGAGAAGGAGCAAUUGCUGUAUGUGGAGACAUCAAAGAGAUGUUCCACCAAGUACGAAUCCGAGCUGAAGAUCAACACGCUCAGAGAUUCUUAUGGAGAGAUUGUGAUAGCAGUAAGAAACCUGAUGUAUACGUAAUGCAGGUGAUGACAUUCGGAUCAACCUGUUCACCGUCAUGUGCACAAGCGGUUAAAAACCACAACGCAGAAAAAUUCAGAAAAUAUUGUCCAGUGGCGACUGAAGCAAUCAUCAAGCAACACUACGUCGACGAUUAUUUGGAUAGUUUCGAAGAGCUUGAUAAGGCAGCAGAGAUAGUACUACAUGUUAUGAAAAUUCACGAUCACGCGGGUUUCCACAUCAGAAACUUUGUGUCAAACAGCAGAGAACUUCUGCAAAGUUUACCCUCGGAACGUGUACAAAUUUCCGGAAUCAAAAUGUUCGAAGAAAAGGAUUCAAUGACAGAAAAGGUACUUGGUGUAUAUUGGAACACCACGUCUGACACACUCGGCUAUCAAAUCAAAUUAGACAAGCUAGGAAGUGAUGUUACACAAAUGCUACGUUUACCAACAAAGAGAGAGGUACUAGCUUUCGUGAUGAGUGUCUACGAUCCACUUGGACUCAUCUCAAAUAUAACUGUGCAUGGAAGAAUCCUCAUGCAAAGGCUGCACAUAGAAAAUAUAGAUUGGGAUGACGAAAUUCCCGAGAAGUUGCAGUCAGACUGGCAACACUGGUUAGAAAUUAUUGAAUCUGCUGAUAGCGUAACGAUACCAAGAUACAUCCUCGAAGAAAGAGCAGGAGAGUAUGCCCCACCGUAUGCACCAACGACCAGUCAGUAUGACACAGCGCAAUGGAGACGCAUUCAACAUUAUUCCAAGUUGUUUUGGAACCGAUGGAAGAAGGAGUACUUACCAACUCUGUUAAAGCGUAAUAAAAAUACGCAGAAAGUAGAACCGAUCAAAGUCAACGACAUCGUCUUAAUCACGGACGACGACGCACCACCAGGAAAAUGGCUUAAAGGACGAGUCAUCGAAACGUUUGUGGCGAGCGACGGGCAAGUUCGCCAAGCAAAGAUCCAAACCGCGAAAGGUGUCCUGAAACGACCGGCAGUUAAAAUUGCAGUACUGGACAUUAUCAAGGGAAAUGAUCCAGCCAUCAACUAA
This is a messenger RNA of Toxorhynchites rutilus septentrionalis, 3585 nucleotides long. RefSeq lists its product as uncharacterized. The coding region runs from base 1 to 3585 and encodes 1194 amino acids. NCBI's taxonomy places the organism in Eukaryota, Metazoa, Arthropoda, Insecta, Diptera, Culicidae. The record is from RefSeq and is a predicted model, not a curated record. The transcript has a single exon.